AUGUCGCGUGUUGCACAGCGUGCCGCCGCCGCCGCCGUUGCGAUGCGUAGUAGUGCUGCUGGUUCGAAUGCAAAGGCUAGGCGCCAGGUACUGAAGCCACCGCCUGCAAAAGCUUCGACCGGCAACAAGAGAAGUCGGUUUGCCGUUGCAGGGGCGCCAUCUACUCCCGAAGCAUCAGAAGCUACAGAAGCUACAACAGCAGGCCUUCAACUAAUGAAAUCCCUGGGAUUUACAUCAUCUCCAGGGAGUGGCAGUAGCAACCAAUCACAAGCACAACAUGAAUCUGUUAAUGACUCAGAGCCGAUACAAAUUGAAGAUGAUGAUGUGAUUGAGGAGGAUACAGAUUUUGGCACAAAGAGGAAGCUUACUUUUGCUAUUUGGAAAGAGUUCAAGAAACUGAAAGUGUUGGGUGAAGUUAAGGCUCAGUGCAAUCAUUGCCACAAAAAGCUAUCAGGGAAAAGUUCAAGUGGAAAAAAACAACUCCAUGAUCAUCUAGCUAUCUGUACAUUGAGAAAGAUCAAGUUGGCAGGGAAGAACAAGACACUAGCACAAUCUGCUUUGAGGUUUAGUUCCAAGGAGGGAGGCAAGGUAUCUGUGGAGAAUUAUACAUUUGACCCAGAAGUUGCUAGGAAAGAGCUUGCUGCUAUGAUUACACUGCAUGAGUAUCCUUUAUCUAUUGUUGAUCAUGUUGGCUUCAGAAGGUUUGUGAGUGCACUUCAACCAUUAUUCAAGAUGAUGACCCGGAACACUAUAAGGAAGGAUAUUAUGGAUGCAUAUUUAGAAGAAAGGAAAAAGGCACAAGAGUACAUGGCUGCAACUAAGUCAAAAGUGGCUAUUACUACAGACAUGUGGACCUCUGAUAACCAGAAAAGAGGUUACAUGGCUGUGACAACCCAUUUCAUUGAUGAUUCCUGGAUGCUUAGAAACAUUAUCAUGAGGUUUAUAUAUGUGCCAGCUCCACAUACAGCUGAAAUCAUUUGUGAUGAGUUGUACGACGCUUUGGUUGAAUGGAAUCUAGAUGAGAAGGUCUCAACUAUCAAGCUUGAUAAUUGCACUACAAAUGAUAAGUGGUCUGUAUGUGGUAACCCCAUAAUAGAGCAAAUGUCAGCUAACAUGAUUGAGAAGUUUGAUAAGUAUUGGACAGAGAUUCAAGGAAUAAUGGGAAUAACAACUAUUCUUGAUCCUCGGUUUAAGACCGAUUACCUUCUUGGGUUCAUUGAGUCAAUAUCUGGGGAGGAUUCUGAAGUGUGUGCAGAGCAGGUUCGAGAAAUUAUAGAUUCUCUUUGUGAUUUGAUGAAGGGAUACGAAUUGGAAGAGGAUGGAGAUAACACAGAGUCAUCUGCUCCUCCACUUGCUAGUUCUGAUGUAUUGUCUAGCAUCAGUGCAUGUGUUGCCACUAGAAGGCCAACAAUGGCAAAGUUAAAAUCAGAGCUGGACAGAUACUUGGAGGAUGAGCUGGUCUCAAUAGCAACAAAAAACUUUCAGAUUCUUGAUUGGUGGAAGGUGAUUGGUGGGACACGCUAUCCUACACUGAGAAAGAUUGCACGUGACUUAUUUGUUGUUCCUGUUAGCACAGUUGCAUCAGAAUCUGCUUUUAGCACUAGUGGAAGGGUUCUUAGUGAUCACCGUAGCAGGCUUACUCUAGAUAUUUUGGAGGCAUUGAUGUGUUCCCAAAAUUGGCUACGAAAUAAGUAUCAAGAUGAUAAUGAAGACAAUGAUGCAAGCUUUUGGAGUUGUGUUCAAGAGAUCCAAGAUGGGAUGGAGGGGCUCGCACUAUUCUGA
This is a messenger RNA of Striga hermonthica, 1782 nucleotides long. The record is from the annotation of a GenBank genome assembly. NCBI's taxonomy places the organism in Eukaryota, Viridiplantae, Streptophyta, Magnoliopsida, Lamiales, Orobanchaceae.